This is a messenger RNA of Metarhizium brunneum ARSEF 3297, 1356 nucleotides long. The record is from RefSeq and is a predicted model, not a curated record. Lineage: Eukaryota; Fungi; Ascomycota; Sordariomycetes; Hypocreales; Clavicipitaceae.
AUGGACGCAAUUCAAGCUUUGGCAACGCAGCUGAUGCGCGAGUUUCUGAAACACUGCGACAUAAGUGAUCAUAGUCUCGAGCCUUUUAAUCAAUCUAUUCUUGAUAUGGCUACAGUCGGUGAGCAAGAUAAACAAAAGCCAAGGGCCAGAGUUGAGCGUGGAAAAGAAGGCCCCCCACCUCCUCUGCCACCAAAUCCCGCCUCUGCCGACCAGGUGAUGGACACCAUCUUGCGAAAAUGUGUAGAGCUACAUUCCAAACGUGCCCAAGUUGCUGGUGACAAGAGCUGGAUACCAGUCAAAGCCAGAAAGUACAAUGGCGAGGUUAAGAAGUACGCCGAGGAUAUCGUUGUGUUAGAUUUUCGUGACGCAGUGAGGAAACUUAACGAAGAAGUUGGUCAUUUCGCGUGUAAGGCCAUCCAAAUUAUUUACAACGAAGCGCUAUACUGGGAUAUUAUCCAGAAGCAGGCGGACGUUCUGGACCCGCUCAGGUUGCGGGCCACUAAAGGCCCUUCAGAUGGCUCUGGAGACGCAGAGAGAAAGGCCGCGAAAGAGUUGUCGACAGCACUCGGCCUACGUGGAUUUAGCCCUACUAGUCAACAAAAAUACCGCAGGCUUUGGAAGAAUCUUGCAAAUUGGCGAAAGGGUGGUGUCAGGAUGAUACUAUUCUAUCGUACAACAGAUUUUGAUAAUUUUUGCGAGAAAUACUCCGAAGAGGCGAAGACUCCUCUGGACAAAAAGAUACUCUCAUUGGAGGGCAAGUAUGGCCCUCACAUCCAGCAACUUGAGCAUCGAGUGAUGAAAGAGGCCCGGGGCGAUAUGACUGGGCGCAUUUGGUUGCAGGAGCCAUUCAUUAUGGAGAGGAUAAAGGUUCCGGAAGAAUCGUGGAACAAUGCCAACAACCCGUGGCUUUCCGAUGCAGAAGAGAACCAAUCUGUCUUCAUCACCCUCAUUCCCAGGGAUGAGAAGCUCGUUUACGUCUGUCCCAUUGUCACCAUCCAUAAAGGGGACUAUUUGGGGAUAUUCUCGGGAAAUAUUCGAUAUUCGGAUGCCUUCGACAAAAAGCGUGGCGUUUGUGGACCAACGAAGGACCUUUGGUUAGAUUACGGUCAGGUCACAGGAGUGCUAAACCAGAUGAAAGUAUCGCCACCGUACGGGACCGAGAACGUGCGCCUCGAAUGGGAGCUUAUUGACAUUUCGGUGGGCAUGCAGUGUCACCAAGCAUGGAGGGUUGCAGUUCGCGCUCUCAGGACGAUCAAGCCGUUUGAAGAGCUUAUCCGUGCAGCUCGUCACGAGGACCAAUAUCUUCUGCAUCGGGAGCCUGCUAACGCAAAAAAUGGCUAUUUGUCAGAGGGAUAA